UAAACCCGACUCUCGAUCGCUCGUUUCAAGGCACUCACUCCCCUUGUCCCACGGCCGCCGAUUCCUUCUUGUGUUUUCAUUCUUUGCCACACAGUCGCGGCCCAAUACCAUCUCGAGACAUCGCCAUCUGCGCAAUUCACCAUGGCUACACGUGCGGCACACAAGCGCUUGACGCGCGAAUACAAAUCCAUCACCGAGAACCCCCCGCCGUACAUCACUGCCCACCCCUCCGAGUCCAACAUCCUGGAAUGGCAUUACAUCAUCACAGGACCCGAGAACACUCCUUACCACGGCGGUCAAUACUGGGGCACGCUCAUCUUCCCGCCCAACUACCCCUUCGCUCCUCCUGCGAUCCGUAUGCACACUCCUUCCGGCCGCUUCACACCCUCGAGCCGACUAUGUCUCUCCAUCUCGGAUUUCCACCCCAAAUCCUUCAACCCGGCCUGGGAAGUCUCGACGAUCCUCAUCGGCCUACUAUCAUUCAUGACCUCCGAAGAGAUGACAACGGGCUCCGUCUCGGCCACCGAAACGGAACGCAAGUUUCACGCCGCGCGCUCACGGUGGUGGAACUCGACGGGUGGCGGCUCCCAUCUCCGACCGAACGGCGCAGCGGGAAAAGGCAACGUGAAGGCUGGCGAUGGGGGCGCCAAGUUCAGGUCGGAGUGGCCCGAGGUGGACGCUGAGAACUGGAGGUGGAUCAAGGAAAACAACAUUGACCCAGCGACGGGGAACAGGCCGGAGCCGGCGAACGCGUCGUCAUGCGGGCCUCAGCUAGGUAUCGCUGGCAGCAGCGGUGGUCAGGCUCACGCUGUCGUGGACGUGGUUAUGCAGCAAAGAGAUGCGGGUCAGGGGUGGAUGUCGAGGCAUAAGUGGCUGCUGGCGGGAUCCUUUUUCUUCUUUUACGUAUUGAUGGUGAGGAUCUUUGGCGAGGCUUGAGGGAUGAGAAAUCCCGGGAGGAAGGACCAGCAAGCAGGAGGAACGAUCACUAUCAGCGAAGGAUACCCUGCA
Neurospora hispaniola is the source of this 1008-nucleotide messenger RNA. Its product is annotated as UBC-like protein. The coding region runs from base 142 to 936 and encodes 264 amino acids. The record is from RefSeq and is a predicted model, not a curated record. The transcript is spliced from 3 exons. Lineage: Eukaryota; Fungi; Ascomycota; Sordariomycetes; Sordariales; Sordariaceae.